AUGAAGAAUUUCGCUUAUAUUUCCAUAUUGCUACCGGUUCUGCAAAUGCUGGACUUUGCCGAGCUUGAGUUAAAUGGAAUUGUCUCGUUGAAUUGGUCGGUCUCUAAUGGUCUAAUGAGUCUCAGUGUUAUAUAUUCUUUAACAGUGACUCACUGCAACAAUCUGAUGUAUUUAUCUAUUUCCACUGUCUCUCCAUGUAGAUUUUUGCUGCCUAAAUGGGCUGAGUUUGAGCUCGGACUAGCACCCGUGUUUUGGAAAACUAUGAACGACCUUCCUCCAACCGAGAAAAAAAAUAGGAUUUUUUACAAUCCAACUGCCACCAUUAUUGAACCUAAUAAAGACUUUGUAAUUGAUUUUAAUGGUGGAUUUAAUCAGCCUAUUAUGUGUGGUGGUGAGCCAAGAGCGAUGCUCAAAAAAGCGAGAGGCAAAGUUGAUCCGCCAAUCUUUAGUAUUCAAAUAUCCAUCCCUAAGUGUGCUAUGAACUUGAUUUUCUCUUUUACCAACGGUUCUAAGUGGGACGGUCCUUACAGAUUGCAAUAUCAAAUUCUGAAGGCCUUUCAAAACAAACCAAUCAGUUUCUUUAAUGAUGUAAGCACAAGGCUCCCUUUUUGCUUCUGUUAAUCACCACU
Messenger RNA from Spinacia oleracea (spinach), 629 nucleotides. Its product is annotated as protein POST-ILLUMINATION CHLOROPHYLL FLUORESCENCE INCREASE, chloroplastic-like. The transcript is spliced from 6 exons. The record is from RefSeq and is a predicted model, not a curated record. NCBI's taxonomy places the organism in Eukaryota, Viridiplantae, Streptophyta, Magnoliopsida, Caryophyllales, Amaranthaceae. Gene Ontology annotation, biological process: chlororespiration. Bases 1 to 621 code for a protein of 206 amino acids. Gene Ontology annotation, cellular component: thylakoid; chloroplast stroma.